CCAGUCGUAGUAUUUGUCGUAAGGGAAGAGGCGACUGUAAUAGAUCCUCAGCAAGUCUGGCAGCUCCGCUCGGUCGUAGUCUGCGUUUCCCGACGCCUCCCCCUUAUCCUCCUCCUUCUCCUUCACUUCUUUACCGUUCAUCCUUUUGUUCCCGCGGAAACAUUUGCGCAUGCGUACUCUAUACACGUGGGUGGAUCGUGAGAUAUAUCAGUGCGUGUGUGUGUGUGUGUGUAACGUAAGGGGGCGUAUUUUUUCAAGGGGUGGAGAGGAAGAGGAAUAGGGAAUAGGGGAGAAUGGCCAUGAACACAGUGUUUUCUGUGGGACCCGGCGUCUUUACGGAGGACGAGUUUUCGCGCGCCGUGGGCGAGCUGGACAGCCCGGAUCUCGAGGGAUGGGAGCUACUGGUGGAGUCAAUGGGUACCAAGGUCUAUCGCAAGUACAGAGAGGAGUCAGGACUGUAUGAGUACAAGACGCUGGGUGAGAUGGCGGACCUUGACCCCGAGAUGUGUGCGCAGGUGUACGUUGACUGGGAGUACAGGAAGAUAUGGGAUUCAUACGUUUUGGAUCUGCAUCCAAUAAAGGACAAGUCGAGUGGUAUGGAGGGUCUCUAUUGGUGUGUGGACUACCCCUGGCCUCUCUCCGACAGAGAUUACACAUUUGUUCGAGACUUCAAGAUCGUCGAGAUUGACGGUGUCCGUACCUAUGCAGUGAUGGCAAAGAGCCAUCUGUUCCCGGAGGAGAAGGAGCGCAGUGGCAUAGUCCGCGUGGACUCAUUUCAGCAGUCCUGUGUGAUGAGGACCGAUGGGAAGGUCGGUUCAAAAGCAUUUAUGCACUACUAUGACAACCCCAAGGGGAUGAUCCCAACGUGGCUCAUCAACUGGGCAGCCAAGACAGGCGUGCCGCAGUUCCUGGACAUGAUGAGGAAGGCAGUGUUUGGCUACCCAGAGUUCCUGGAGACCCGCGCCAAGGAGCUCGGGCUGGAGAAGAUGGACAACGUGGAGAGAAUGAGGAGACUGUAUGGAGUCGCGGCUUCUGAGAUUCCUGCAGACCAACUACCCUCUCAACACUGAUUUGUCGCUCUUCUUUCUUCACACUUUUCAUGAUUAAGUUAAAGUAUUUUUCGUUGGCAUAAUUAUUUUUAUUUACACACUAAACGAUUCUAAAUUCACAAUAAUUAUUAUGAGAUGCAAUUUAAAAACUGGUGGCCCUGUACAUGAAGCAUCGGUAUCAGACAGUUACAAGAACAUUAUAUAGACACUUGUAUAUAUAGAGGAGUUGACGACGGACAUCUUAUAAUUUAGUGGGGCUCUGAACGUCUUUGAAGUAUGGGUGAGUGAGACUGUUCAUGGCUGACGUCCUCUUUGCCGGUUCAUAGAUUAACAUUUGCUAGACAGGGAAAGACAGAAUUUCAGGAAAGGCAUGUUUA
This is a messenger RNA of Geodia barretti, 1426 nucleotides long. The record is from the annotation of a GenBank genome assembly. Lineage: Eukaryota; Metazoa; Porifera; Demospongiae; Tetractinellida; Geodiidae.